AUGAGAAAAUGUUACCAAGCAGCUGCUGUCAUUUUUCAGGUUGAAUAUAAGAAGGACUUGGAGAAAACCAAAGGUCACAGCAUCAAUUUUUGUGAGACUCCACAGUUUCAAAAUGCUGCUAAAGUCGCCAAGUUUACAAGUGAUAACAAAUAUAGAGAGAAGUACGCCAGCGGCAUGAAGGGCCAUUAUGAAGACUCAGGAAUCGAUAAGAGAACCAUGCAUGCCAUGAAAGCCAGGACAUUGGCUAGUGAUAUUUCCUAUAAACAAGGCUGUGACCAGGAGCAGGGUGAAUACAACUACCCAGCAACCCUCACACCAGGCUACAAAAGUCAAAGGAAACUCGACCCACUGAAAGACAAGAACUACAGGCAACACAUCGACCAGGUCAAGUACCGUCAAACUACAGACACACCUGAGAUAGUGUUGGCAAGGAAGAACUCUCAGCUGGUCAGCAAUCUUAACUACAAAAAAGGCUAUGAGAACACCAAACAUCAGUACACGCUGUCCCAGGAUCUGCCCCAAAUCAAAACGGCCAAAGCUAACGCUGCCUUGUGCAGUGAUAUUAAGUAUAAGGAGGAGUGGGAGAAGAGCAAGUCUAAAGCCUGCGACAUUGGUGUGGACGACCUGAGUGUCAGAGCAGCUAAAGCUUCCCGUGACCUCGCCAGUAAUAUUAAAUACAAAGAGUCCUACAUGAAAAACAAGGAAAAGGCAAUAGGGGUCAACGUAAGCGACUCCCAGACCAUGCACUCUCUCCACGUGUCCAAGAUGAACAGUGAUGUCGCAUACAAGAAGGGUUCCAAGGAGGGCCAGGCCCAGUACAGCCUUCCUCUGGACAUGAUCAACCUGAGCCACGCUAAGAAGUCUCAGGCCCUCGCCAGCGACCUGGAGUAUCGCACGAGGCUGCACGACUACACCGUCAUGCCCGAUGACAUCAAGGUCGCGCAGGCCAAGAAGGCUUAUUCCCUGCAGAGCGAGAACCAGUAUCGUUCAGAUCUGAACUGGAUGAAAGGAGUGGGCUGGGAGGCUGAUGGAUGUAUGAACAUCACCCAGGCCAAGAAAGCUGGAGAGUUGCUUAGUGAUACUAAGUACCGCCAGAAGGCAGACAGCAUCAAGUUCACCCAGGUGGCGGACAACAUCUCGAUGGCACACGCCAAGAAGAGCCAGGAACUGCGGAGCGACCUGACGUACAAAGCAAACACAGAGCAGAUGUUACACCAGUACACCAUGACAAAUGAUGAGCCCCUCUUCAAACAAGCAAAGGCUAACGCUGACCUUCUUAGUGGGAAAGUUUAUAGGAGCAACUGGGAGAAGCAGAGGGAAAAAGGCUUUGAGCUGCAUUUGGACUCUCUUUCUAUUCUCACAGCUAAAGCCAAAACAGAACUGGCCAGCGAUAUCAAAUACAGGGAGAAGUAUGAGAAAAACAAAGGCAAGGUGAUUGGAAUUAAGUCCGUCAGCGAUGACUCAGCGAUGGCCCACUCUGCCAUGGCCACCAAACUUCAGAGUGACCGCAAUUACAAGAGGGACUAUGAGGACACUAAGACCAAAUACAAUGUUCAUCUGGAUAUGAUGAACAUAGAUCUCAUUCAUGCUAAGAAGGCUCAAGGCCUCGCAACUGACACCAACUACAAAACUUUCCUCCACAAGUACACCACUCUGCCCACUGACAUGAACAUAGCCUGGGCUAAGAAGGCCUAUGGACUACAGAGCGAUAAUCAGUACAGGUCAGAUCUGAACUGGAUGAAGGGUGUUGGCUGGGAGGCCGCCAAAUCUCUGGAUGUCCAGCAGGCGAAGAAAGCCGGGGCGCUCCUCAGCGAGAAAAAGUACCGCCAGGAUGUGAGCGCGCUGAAGUACACCAGUGUUGAAAACACUCCGGAGAUGGUCCAAGCCAAACUCAGCAACAAACUGGCUGUUGAUAGGUUGUACAGGGAGAAGGGUGAAAACAUGAAGCACAACUACACACUCAGUGGAGAGCUGCCGGAGAUGGUUCAGGCCAGACUCAAUGCUGUGAACAUCAGCGAGAGCUGUUACAAAGAAUCUUGGACUAAGAUACGUGAUGGCGGUUACAAGCUGAGUCUGGAUGCCAUUCCUUUCCAGUCUGCAAAAGCGUCCGCAGAUAUCCUCAGUGAUCAAAAGUACAGGGGAGAAUUUGAGAAGACGAAAGGGAAGAUGAUCGGUCUGAAGGGACUGCAGGACGACAUAAACAUCGCUCACUCUGUCAAUGCCAGCAAGCUGCACAGUGACAUUAAGUACAAGAAAGACUCUGCAAAGGACAUGUCGAAGUUCCACCUGUCCAUGGACAUGCUGGAGGUGUCCCACGCUAAAAAGGCCCAGUCUCUGGUCAGCGAUCAGGACUACAGGCUGACCUUGCAUCAGUACACCUCGCUGCCCGAUGACAUGAAGGUGCUGGCGGCCAAGAAAGCAUACGCUCUGCAGAGUGAGAAAGUGUAUCGCUCUGAUUUGAACUACUUGAGGGGUGCAGCCUGGAUCGCCACUGGAGCUCUGUCGAUUGAAGGUUCCAAGAGGGCCACGGAGCUCAUCAGUGAUACAAAGUACCGCAAGCAGCCGUACCACUUCAAGCACACCUCUGUCGUGGACUCUCCAGACAUCCUUCAUGCCAAACUCAGUGGACAGAUCACAAAUGAACGUUUGUACAAAAAGAAAGGGGUGAACGACCAGCACAACUACACCAUAACAUCUGAUAGACCAGAGAUCAUGCAGGCUAAGAUCAACGCAGCUAACUUCAGCGAGACCAAGUACAGAGAGUCCUGGCACACGCUGAGGGCUCAGGGCUACAAACUCUCCAUGCAGGACAUCCCCUUCCAGGCUGCCAAGAGCUCCACCGGCAUCGCCAGUGAGAACAAGUACAGACACGACCACCUGCUGGAAAAAGGGAAGCACAUUGGGGUCAGUGCCUCAGAAGACCCGUAUCUCGUGCACUGUCUGCAGGCGGGCCGGCUGGCCAGCAACCAGGAGUACCGCAAGGACGCCAUGACGAACAGCGGCCAGUUCCACCUCACCCCCGACAUGAUUCACCUGGUGACGGCCAAGAACUCCCAGGCCCUGGCCAGCGAGCAGGACUACAGGAAGAGACUACACGAGUACACCAUACCUUCUGACGACAUGACGGUCAAGUGGGCCAAAGCAGCUCACGACCUGCAGAGCGAGAAACUCUACAAGGCAGAUCUCACCUACAUGAAAGGAGUGGCCUGGGACGGAGUGGGUGCUCCUCAGCUGGAGUCUGCUAAGAAGGCUGGACAGCUCCUAAGUGAUAAGAAGUAUCGUCAGCUGCCAGACAGCCUGAAGUUCACCUCAGUGACCGACUCUCCUGAUAUGGUCCACGCUAAGGCCAGCUAUCAACAGAACAGUGAGAGGCUGUAUAAAUCUGGAAAGAAUGACGACAUGCAUAAGUACACUUUACAUUCUGAUGACCCAGAGUUUGUCAGAGCAAGGAUGAAUGCCCAGCAGAUGAGUGAUAAAGUUUACAAGGCGUCUGGGGAGCAGGUGAAGACGUCUGGCCAUGACCUCAGGCUGGAUGCUAUUCCCUUCCAAACUGCAAAGGCCUCCAGAGAAAUGGCCAGUGACUUCCGCUACAAGGAGUCCCAUGUGAAGGAGAAGGGGCAGCAGGUGGGGCUGCGCUGUGUGGAGGACGACCCUAAGAUGGUGCACAAUAUGGCCGCCAGCAAGCUCCAGAGCAACCUGGAGUACAAACGGCAGUCCAAGGAGGACCGCGGACACUUCAAAAUGCACGCCGACCAGCCCGAGUUCCUGAAUGCCAAAAAGAGUCAGGCUCAGGCGAGUGACCUCAAGUACCGCAGCAAGCUCCACGACUACACCUGUGAUUCGGAGCAACUCAACGUCAAGCACGCCAAGCAGGCCUACAAGCUGCAGAGCGACGUGAACUACAAGUCAGACCUGAACUGGACCAGAGGAGUGGGCUGGACCCCUCCCGGCUCCCAUAAGGCCGAGCUGGCCCGCCGGGCUGCAGAGCUGGGAUUCGCUGAGGGAGUCACCACUGACGAGGCUAUCGCCAACUAUCAGCACAUGAUGAUGGUUCAUCGCCAGCAGCAGAUGGAGCAGCAGCAGCAGGAGGCCUCGGAGCAGGUGGAGACCAGCGAGGAGAUCAAACAAGGCGUCAACAUGGACGCCAUGGAGGUGCUCCACGUCAAGAGGAUGAAGACCAUCAAGACCGUCCAAAAUAAGACCACCACAUCUUUCAAAUCCAUGGAGAAGAAGUCCAGCACCACCUCGUCCUCCUCCUCAUCGGCGGCUCUCCAGAACACCAUCCAGACAUCCAUAUCUAGUAAAGAUGCUGCGAUAACAGACGCGUAGAUAAGAGGAUUUUUUAUAAAUGAUUGUGUUAAGGAAUGUUAAAGAUGGCCGCUUUCAGAAAGUGUGGGUAACUCUAAAAGUGGUUUGCUGCUUUGAUGAAAUUUGAUGUCCACUGAACAAAAAUAGAAACGCAACGCUUUUGUUUUUGCUCCCAUUUUUCAUGAGAUGAACUCGAAGAUAUAAAACAU
Molecule: messenger RNA, 4517 nt
Organism: Notothenia coriiceps (black rockcod)
Lineage: Eukaryota; Metazoa; Chordata; Actinopteri; Perciformes; Nototheniidae
Gene: nrap
Product: nebulin-related anchoring protein
Exons: 32
Coding region: 1-4329 (1442 amino acids)
Biological process (GO): cardiac muscle thin filament assembly
Cellular component (GO): Z disc
Molecular function (GO): actin filament binding
Source: RefSeq, a predicted model, not a curated record